AUGGUCCUUGAUCCACUCUCCGCCAUCGGCCUGGCCGCAAAUAUCGUUCAAUUCAUCGAUUUCAGUCGGCGGCUCAUCUCGGAUGCAAAGGAGAUAUAUCAUUCAACAAACGGAACCUCAGCCGAAAAUGUUGAGCUCCAGGACGUCGCCGAGAGCCUCUCGCGUCUCAGCUCAACGCUGAUCAGCCCUCUGGAUCCCUCACAGGCCGCUGUUGCCCAGACCGAAGCAGAGAUUGUCAAGAUCGCAGCCGCUUCCCGUGUUGUUGGAGAUGAGCUCCAAGCAGCCAUCCAAAGCCUUACGGCCGGUGACGGCUCGCGCAAGAAAUGGCGAAGCUUUCUCCAGGCCCUCAAGACGCUGUGGAAAAGGGACAAAAUUGCCAAACUAAGAAAGCGGCUCGAGGAUGCGCGCAGCAACUUGUCCGUUCACGUACUCUCAUACAUAAGUGUGCGUCAAGGACAGGCUCUUCAAUCCUUGGAAGAUGCUCGGACACAAUAUCUCGAGAUCGACUCAAUGAGACUACAGAGACUUGAGACCAUGCUUGAAUCGCUCCGCAACCUUGUACAAAGUACGCAGGACAUCACAGGCGAGCAUUUGACUCGUAUCGAUCAAGGGCUGCGCAGCUCGGAGCACGAAGCAGAAAGUUUGCGGAAGGAAACGACCAUCUUGAAAAGUCUGGUAUUCGAGCGGAUGGCUGCGAGGUAUUCUGCCAUUGCUGAAGCGCACAAGGAUACAUUCAAAUGGAUAUUUGAACCUUCUCGGUGGCCGUCUUCCGAUCCUCGUUCCGGCAUAAGAUUCCACGAAUGGCUAACCCAUGGUGAAGGCAUCUACUGGGUCUCAGGCAAACCCGGUAGUGGCAAGAGCACUUUGAUGAAGUAUCUUUAUGAUUGCUCGGAGACGCUGCAACGCCUUGAAGCCUGGGCCGACGGCAGUCGUCUUGUUACCGCCGGAUUCUUCUUCUGGAUCUCCGGGAGCGACAUGCAAAAGUCUCAACUCGGUCUACUUCGACAGGUCUUGUUUGACAUACUCAAAACGUUUCCCGACUGGAUCCCAAUCAUCUGUCUAGAAAGAUGGGCAAGAUCUCGACAUGGUUUUCAAGCCGAAUGGACCAUGCUCGAGCUCAACGAAGCUUUCAGGAGACUGAGCCACCUGACCAUACGCGAUGAAAACCCUUCAAAACUCUGCAUUUUCGUUGACGGUCUAGACGAAUAUGACGGUGAUCCAUUGGAUAUCAUGAAGACAAUACAGAAUAUUGCUCGAAUCGACAAUGUCAAAGUGUGUAUUUCCAGCAGGCCAUGGAACUGCUUUGAAGACGUCUUUGGCCAGGAUCCUCGGAACAAAUUAUACCUACAAGACCUUACAAAAACCGACAUCGCCCUUUACGCGAGAGAAAAGCUGGACGAAGUAGCAAACUUUUCAACGAUGACAACAGAAGUCGCUCGGAUGGAGAGGCUGGUGUCGGAAAUUGUGUCGCGCGCCCAAGGAGUCUUUCUCUGGGUCUACCUAGUCACGCGAUCUCUCAGAGACGGCCUUAUAAACGGCGAUUCUCUGUCUCUUCUGUACGAGAGGGUACUGGAGAUGCCAAGUGACCUUGACAAAUUUUUUGAAAAAAUGAUCAAAUCAGUGGACAAGGUGUAUCGCAGGAGAAUGGCGCACACUUUCCGUGUUGUCCUUGCCACAUACAGACCCCUUCGACUGCUUCUUUACUCAUGCAUUGACGAGGGGGACGACAUUCUCAGACAGGGUUCCGUGAGGGAUGAUUUCAUGUCAGUCCAAGUUGACGAGAAGAUUCAGGUGGUAGAAGAAACAAUGAGACGACAACUCAAUGGUCGUUACAGAGGACUACUGGAAUCUACCGAAUCCUCCGACAAACCAGGAGUCAAGCGUGUCGACUUCCUUCAUCGGACCGUCGGCGAUUUCCUGGAGACAAAACAAAUGCAGGAUCUGCUUGCUUCUUACUCGGCACAAAACUUCAAUGCGUAUUUGUGCAUAUGUAAAGCGUUCAUUCGACAAGCCGAGAAUUUCCCAGGCAGUGUGAGCUCCCUUGAGUGGGACGACUUCUUUGAAUGUGCCUCAGUCGCAGAGGACGAAUUGGGCACUCCAAGCACACCAUUACUCGACAGAAUGAACGAUGUUUGUCACUUAUGCAGCCCGACGGAGAAAGAUAGCCUGGAGCUUGUUGACGAGAUCGACUUCAAAGACAACCGGAUCUAUUUUUAG
Fonsecaea nubica is the source of this 2217-nucleotide messenger RNA. RefSeq lists its product as hypothetical. Lineage: Eukaryota; Fungi; Ascomycota; Eurotiomycetes; Chaetothyriales; Herpotrichiellaceae. Bases 1 to 2217 code for a protein of 738 amino acids. The transcript has 3 exons. The record is from RefSeq and is a predicted model, not a curated record.